CAUGUGAAAAAUAACAUUUGAUUUGCCCUGGGUUUUUUUUGCUCCUGAACAUAAAAUUACACAAUUGUCAUACAUCUGCACCAGUGCAUUCAGAACAGAGCUGUGCUUUGUCGAAUAGCAAUCAGCCACGCUUUGCCCCGUGACCCUAAGUGGCUGUGAUAGCUUUGUCUCCUCCAUCCUCUUAUCUCCACGCUUCUAAUGGUUAAAUAGUUUUACACCCAGCCCUGCCACAGCACAGCUGAACAGAGCAUUAUGUUAUAUCACUAGGCUAGCUCCCUACAGCAAAUGUGUUCCGAGGGGCUAAACGGUCAGCCAGGUAUUUUUCUCAUUUCAAUCUCCUUGUGUUCUAUGGAAAAGAGAGAGAGUGUGGUGAAUGUAUAAUGUAAGUCGUGUUAUCAUUGCUAUCGUCUGUACAUUGAGACAUUAUUUAAACAUGGCUAAUUUGCUGGUUUGAAAAGAAUAUCAAUCUGUACAGUUUCAAUCUCUUUAUUAUCUGCUCAGCAUUGCAUGAGUGAAGUUCAGGGAGCGAAGAAGAAGACAUACCAGACGGAAUGGUCAAAGUAAAUCAAGUAAACAACACAUCAAGCUAUGAAAGAUGAAUAGACAUGUUUUGUUUGUCCCUAAACCUCCCAGCAAUGCUUACAUUGGAGAUUAUGUUUAUAGACACGCACGCACACACACACACACACACACACACACACACACACACACACACACACACACACACACACACACACACACACACACACACACACACACACACACACACACACACACACACACACACACACACACACACACACACACACAGCAUCUCAUCACAGAUGAUCAUGUCAGCAGACACCUUGUUUCCUGCUUAAAAUGGAUCACUUUGUAAUGGUAGUUGUGAACUUUACCCCAAAGUCAACAUAUAGGCUGACAUACCAUUCAUGCUGUUCUACAUGUGAUGAUGAUAUGAUAAUGAUAAUGAUAAUAACAGUUGAUGAUGGUGAUGGAUACAUUACUCUAAUUUUUAUUAAUCAACUUCCAUUAUAACAUGUAGCUGGGCUGUACUAUUUUUUAUGUGGAUAAGAGGUGAAUCAGGUUUGGAAAUAGAAAAUAACCAAACAGGUAAUUCUAGCCACCUGCAGUCUCCCCUCAGCUGUUCCUUAUCCAAAGUAAACUCAGACCUCUCUCGCUCUCUCUCUUUCUCCCUUUCUCUCUCUCUUUCGCUUAGUUUGACGAUAGGUUGGUCUUAGGAGUGAUGUCACCCACUUCACUCCCGCAUGCACACAAAUUCCACUAGCAGUGUGUGUCUCGCAGUGCGCUGCCUCUUGUGCGUAACUGGCGACACAAGGCUUUAACAAAAAAAACUACAGCACUGCGCACGGGAAAGACCGAGAGAUAACAGAAACAAAAUGUUGCUAAUACUCCUGGAACGUUAGCCUAACAUGUAGACUUACUUAUCUGGUUUCCGGACUUUAUAGUGGCAACCACAUACUGGAUACGUUGUGGCCACGGAGCGAGCUGGGCUUGUGUCGCCAACAUUUUGCGGACCCUCUAUGGAACUGAAGAUGAGUGCAGCUCGCCAGGACGCAAUGGGCCCUUGGGUAUUUUACCAAUGUGCUCUAUAUCUGUACACUGAUCACACAACCUAACGCACAGCGCGUCUCCACUGAUUACAUUCUCUAGGACUAAUGACUUGAUCAACAUUUGAAUGCUUCCAAGUUAAGUGUUUUGGGGCGGAAAGACACACACACAAAAUUAAUCAAGAGAAGAUGCGUUCAGGAUGGAUGUAGCCAAGUUUACCACCGUUACCAAUACCUCGCAGGAUACCAACACCUCGAGCGCCCCAAGACCUCUCCCGCAAACGGAGGUGGGCUCCGCGCUCAUAAUCCUUGUGGUCACCGUGAUCAUUCUGGUCACCAUCGUCGGUAACGCGCUGGUCAUCGUGGCCGUGCUCACCAGCCGGGCUCUCCGCGCCCCCCAGAACCUUUUCCUGGUGUCCCUGGCGUGCGCAGACAUCCUCGUGGCGACACUGGUCAUCCCGUUCUCCCUUGCCAAUGAGGUCAUGGGUUACUGGUACUUUGGGAGCACCUGGUGCGCCUUUUAUCUGGCACUGGACGUCCUCUUCUGCACCUCCUCCAUAGUCCACCUGUGCGCCAUCAGUCUGGACCGCUACUGGUCAGUCACCAAGGCCGUGAGCUACAACCUGAAGCGGACCCCCAAGCGAAUCAAGUCCAUGAUAGCCGUGGUGUGGGUCAUCUCCGCCGUCAUCUCCUUCCCACCUCUCAUCAUGACCAAGCACAACGAGCAUGAGUGUCUGUUAAACAACGAGACCUGGUACAUCCUAUCUUCUUGCCUCGUGUCCUUCUUCGCCCCGGGCCUCAUCAUGAUCCUGGUGUACUGUAAAAUCUAUAAAGUGGCCAAGCAGCGCUCCUCCACCGUGUUCGUGGCUAAGACCGGCCUGGAGAGGCAGCCCUCUCAGUCCGAGACGUGCUUCGUGAGGAAGGAGCGGAUGGAGAUGGAGAGCCCCAGUAGCCAGAGCUCCGAGGACCACCACAGGCAGGAGGAGCUGGAUUAUAUCGACUUGGAGGAGAGCUGCUGUGCGUCGGACAACAAACCACCGAACCACCGCUUCUCCAAGCGUAGGAAGGUGGAGGUCUCGGACUGCUGCCCGCCACAGAGCUGCCGUCUCUCCUGGGCCUCAGCGCGCGCCUCGCAGCUUUUCCAAGACCCCAAAAACGCUACCAACGCGACCCUGGUGGCCCAGCGACAUCACCUCGCGGCACAUCGGCAUCACCUCGUGGCGGCUGCGUCCAAGACUAAAGUGGCCCAGAUGCGCGAGAAGCGCUUCACCUUCGUGCUGGCCGUGGUGAUGGGGGUGUUCGUGCUCUGCUGGUUCCCUUUCUUUUUCACAUACAGCCUGCACGCGAUCUGCAGGGAGAGCUGCUACAUACCCGGCGCGCUCUUCAACGCCUUCUUCUGGAUUGGCUACUGUAACAGCUCAGUGAACCCUAUGAUAUAUACCAUUUUCAACAGGGAUUUCCGUAAAGCGUUUAAGAAAAUCGUAUGCCGGACUUCAAAACGCACUAAUACCACUUGAAAAGAAGGGUCACUUUGAAGCUGUGACUGACUGACUGUGCGUCACUGCUCAUCGAAACAGACGUCAGUUCUUCACCUAAGCACGCAUCCCUGCACCUCUGAAUGACUAUAUUCGUUCCAAAAGGAACGUUUUUAUUUAAUAAUAAUAAUAAUAUGAUAUCAAAAUCUCUCGUGUUGUGCGCUAAUGUGUGAAUAUUAGAAACAAUGUACAGAGGAAAUAGGAUAUCUCAAACAAAAGCUAAAUAGAGUAUUGUCAUUGAUGAUUUAAUAUGGCUCUACUGAAUCAUAUUGAUCCCUGCUUUCAAAGUUAGGAAUUCGUUUAAUAUUCAGUGAGGUAACUCAUAUAUUUAGGCCACAGCAUAAUUCCAGGGCCUUUUUACGACCCGUUCUUUUCUGUACUUUCAUUAAUCUUUUAUGUCCCAUAAAGAUAUGAAAAAAAUCGAGUUCAGAGUAAAAGUGAAGUCAUAACCCAGAUUUCGAGGCUGAUGGAGCUGUGUGUGUGGCACUGAGAGGUUUAGGUUUUUCCCAAAAUAAUAUUAAUCAAACUGUCAUCAAUAAGACAUGAGAGAGACUGAGUUGACAUUUUAAAAAAUUACUUUGAUUUUUUUCAAAGAAUCUCAAAACGCAUAAAAAGUCCAAUAACAAAACAAAAAGUUGAAAUUAUAGAAAUUGAAAGUGUCCUUCGGCUUCGGAUGAAGUUGAGGCAGUUUGGGCUGGAAAGGCAGUGUAAGCUGAGUGUACAGUAGGUUCACACUGUACACGGUUGUAGCAUCUACUUAGGCAUUUCUUUCAUGAGUAGCCAAACUAGUUAGGAAUGGCUGCAAUUGCUUGGUCGAGUUUAAUAGAGAUGUGUUAAAAUGUAAUUAACUUUGAGUCGUGUUUAAUCCAUUAUCUAAAAUGGUAUCCGAUUAUGACUGACGUCAGGUGAGUUGAUGACGCAGAUCUCUUUGAGUGGGCUUCGGGUCUCCCUCAUCGCUGAACCCCCAAAUGCAUGCGCUGUUGUCCGUGGUGCUGAAACGCCGCGCACUACGCCGAUGGCACUAUGCUGUGACGCGAAUGCGUGACAUGGCAUAUUCAAUGGUUUGCAAAACCAUAUAUGAACUGUUAUCAAUCAGAAAAAUAUAGUGAUAUGGGAAUAUAUCUCAUGAUAUUGUGCCUCAUUUAAACAGUGUGUGAGCAGAUAGAUAGAUCGAUCACGCUUGGCACUUUUGCUAAAAUGAAUGCAUCCUCAUAAGUGAUGAGAAAUGAAGAUUGGGAGAAAUUGCCUAUGGUAUGAGCCACCUUCAUAGCAUAAACACAAUCUAAUAUGAUGUAUGCUGCAAUUAUUUGAAUCUUCAGCCAAAGAAGAAGCUAUUGGCCAGAAGAUUAAAAACAGACCUUGAAAUCAUUACUCAGACAUUAUUGAGUGGGCUCCAUGUUUUAACCUUUGGAAAUAGAAAACUUGUGUCACUACAAAUGUGUCACUACAUGCUCCAUAAUUGUGUGUGUGUGUGUGUGUGUGUGUCACAGGCGGCUGGUGGCACCAUCAUUGGGGAGGACAGGCUAGAACGGCAUGUACUUAGCGGUAUAAAACACAUCAAACACAUAGUUUGAUACCAAUCCAUUCACUCCAUUCCAGCCAUUAACAUUAGCUAUCCUCCCUUUUACCAGCCUCACCAUGUGUGCGCGUGAGAGACAGAGAGACAAAGAGAGAGAGACAGAGAGACAAAGAGAGAGAGACAGAGAGACAAAGAGAGAGAGACAGAGAGACAAAGAGAGAGAGACAAAGAGAGAGAGAGACAGAGAGACAGAGAGAGAGAGAGAGAGAGAGAGGGAGAGAGAGAGAGAGAGGGACAAAGAGAGAGAGGGAGAGGGAGAGGGACAAAGAGAUAGAGAGGGAGAGGGACAAAGAGAGAGAGAGACAAAAGAGAGAGAGAGACAAAGAGAGGGAGAGGGACAAAGAGAGAGAGAGACAAAGAGAGAGAGAGAGAGAGAGGGAGAGGAACAGAUUGAAAACAACUACUACCUCUGUCUGUACGUUGUCUACUGCUACCUAGGUGAACGUCUUCAGCUUUGUGGUCUGCCAGGCCCCCGGUGAGAUGGAGCCAGUAUUGGUUCAACAAUGGAGUCACGUCGUUACCCAAGCUUUGCUCUCUAACCCUCUUUGUUCUGUUUGAUAUUGCAGUAUUAUGCUUGGUCUAAUUUAAACAGUAGGCUGAAUGCUUUGAAUUCCAACUCUUUAUUUACUGUAUCUACAUUUUUUAAACCAACAAAGCCUCAAGACUUUUCUACCAUGACAAAUAAAUCCACAAUUGGCCAUAUUGCAGA
Molecule: messenger RNA, 5391 nt
Organism: Oncorhynchus kisutch (coho salmon)
Lineage: Eukaryota; Metazoa; Chordata; Actinopteri; Salmoniformes; Salmonidae
Product: alpha-2Db adrenergic receptor-like
Exons: 1
Coding region: 1769-3085 (438 amino acids)
Biological process (GO): G protein-coupled receptor signaling pathway
Cellular component (GO): plasma membrane
Molecular function (GO): epinephrine binding; alpha2-adrenergic receptor activity
Source: RefSeq, a predicted model, not a curated record